Molecule: messenger RNA, 807 nt
Organism: Sporothrix brasiliensis 5110
Lineage: Eukaryota; Fungi; Ascomycota; Sordariomycetes; Ophiostomatales; Ophiostomataceae
Exons: 1
Coding region: 1-807 (268 amino acids)
Cellular component (GO): membrane
Source: RefSeq, a predicted model, not a curated record
AUGUCUGCUUUCGUCGACGGCCAGGGCCAUUCCAACGUCCUGCCGCUGCCCAAGUGGACGCUCUUUGUCCGCAUCGCCCAGCUCGUCCUCGCCUUCCUCCUGCUCGUCCUCACCGCCUACGCCGCCUCCAAGCUCGGCUCCGGCGCCGCCGGCUUCGGCCUCACCUGGUUCACCUUCAUCUUCACCGUCCUCUACUUUGUCUGGCUCGGCGUCAGCCUGGCCGCCGUCCCCGCCCUCUACCACCCCAUCGCCCACAUCCCCGUCGAGAUCUUGCUCAACAUCUUCUGGCUCUCGACCUGGGCCGUCCUCGCCAGCGAGGCCACCUCCAUCGGCAACCUCGAGCACUACCUGGGCUCCUACUACACGAGCCGCAUCCCCAGCGCCUACCGCAACGCCCUCAACUGCGUCAAGGCCGCCGCCGCCCUCGGCGCCCUGCUGUGGGUGCUCUUCUGCGUCACCCUCGUCUUCCUCGUGCUCGCCUUCCUCGAGUGGCACAAGAACAGCGCCACGGCCGCCGCCGGCGCCCCCGCCGGUGCCGCCAAGGUCGACACCGAGAUGCAAAACUACAACAACGGUGCCGCCGCCGGCGUCCCGCCCCAGGGCGCCCCCAUCGACCCCGCCACGGGCUACCCGGUCCAGCAGCACCAGCAGCAGGCCGUCUACCCCCAGCAGCCGCCGCAGCAGCAGGCCUAUGUUGACCCCGACCAGGUCCAGCAGCCGCCCUACGCCGGCGGUGUGCCCCCCGUCCAGCAGUACCAGGAGCAGCCCGUCACCGGCGCCCAGCCGCCGCAGCACCCGACUGCGUAA